This is a messenger RNA of Annulohypoxylon truncatum, 1721 nucleotides long. RefSeq lists its product as uncharacterized. The transcript is spliced from 2 exons. Lineage: Eukaryota; Fungi; Ascomycota; Sordariomycetes; Xylariales; Hypoxylaceae. Gene Ontology annotation, molecular function: zinc ion binding; DNA-binding transcription factor activity, RNA polymerase II-specific. The coding region runs from base 174 to 1577 and encodes 467 amino acids. The record is from RefSeq and is a predicted model, not a curated record. Gene Ontology annotation, biological process: regulation of transcription by RNA polymerase II.
CUUAACUAGGUUAUGCGACACGCUCGAUGAGAGACUAACGAUCAAGCCCGCUCUAAUUUAGCCCAGUGAGGUUGUCGCGAGUUGUGAGACUUGUAACCCGCUUACACGCUAUAUCGGAUGUCAGCAGCGCCAACUGUCGUUUUGUAAUCUCGGUAUCAAUAAACGACGGCAACAUGCAGGAACAACGACCACGCGGGCCGCGUCUAUAUCAUAAAAAGUCUCGCACUGGGUGUUUGCGAUGUAAGCAGAGACGAGUCAAGUGUGAUGAAGUUCGCCCUAGCUGUAGCUCGUGUUCAAGACAUGCAGUCGAAUGCUUAUAUCCGAAUGCGAACCCAGUGUCUGCAAGAACGGCGCAAAAUACGCGGCACAAUAGCGGGAUACCAAGCCAUUCGCCUAACGGGCAGACCGCUUCCAGCCCGGUGUUGACGGAUGACGCUUCGCAGCGAGCAUCCAUUAAUGCUUUAUGUUCUCCUCAAAAUGAGAACAAAUCAGCCUUUCUGCCUCAGGGUGUGAAUUUUUAUCCCUCUCCAGGCUCACCUCUUCCGCCUUCCCUGGAUGAGGGGACAGAUGCGGACGUUAGUAUCCCCGAAGGGCCAUGGAGACGUCAUUGGGAAAUACGGUUGAUACAUAACUACCAUCAAAAUAUGGUCCAGCCAUUCCCUAUGGCACAGAAUCCAGAGGUCCUACACAUGUGGAAAUAUGAUAUUCCGAAUUUAACCAUGCGUAUGGCCCAAGAACACAACCGCUGUAGUUUGCUCAACGUAUCGCUUGCCAACUCGGCUCUGUAUCUUUGGACGAGAAGCACAGACCCGAAGGAGCGAGAUGAGCUCUUCAAGUUACAGCAGACUUAUCAGAUCAUGUGUACUAGAGAACAGCGCCGCGAUAUCGACGAGCUGAGUCGCAUGAUCUCGGAAAAUGCUGACUACAUCUGCUUUACUAGUAUUAGGAUUUUGGCGCAUUCCUUAGCCCUAGUUCAGACGUUGAUGAUAGAUCCUUGGGAGCCCCCAAUUCAGUGGUUGCAUAUGGGCCGAGGCGCUGGUCAGGUAUUGGACAUGGCGAAGAAGCUGCUUGAUCCCGACAGCAAACUCAGUAUUAAAUUGUUUGCCCGGAGUAAGCCAGAUAUGAGCAAUCCGAGGGAGUUGAUCUACUGUGAUCACAGCGCGUUAGAUUGGCUCUUGGAGCAUCCAGCUGGCCCUGAAUCGAUUGCGGCGCAGGAAGAUCGGGAGCUAGACGACGAAGACGUGAGAGUCGUGUACAACAAGGCUCUCUCGUACAUAUGUAGUGUUCAGACAGCAAUCGAUGUUGGCGAACCAGAUUAUGCCAUUGUGAGACGAUUUGGCGGCUUCGCGAUUUGGGUACCGAUCGAAUUUUCCAAAUUCAUAGAGGAGCGAAGACCAAGAGCCAUGGUGGUAUUGGCUCACUUUAUGGCCUUGUGGGUACGCUAUGAGCACAUCUGGAUGGUCGGUAAAGCCGGGGAAAUGCAGAUUAGGGGCAUAUAUAAGAUCAUGCCGUCGGAAUGGAAACCGAAGCUUGACGGCCUGCUUGCAAGAUUUAACCAGACGGAACCGGGUAAGUAGCGAUUGUUCAUUACGGGUUGGCGGGUUGCAAAUAUACCAGAUAAUGGGGCAUGAUCAAAAUAUGUAUUCUAUUUCUUUUUUGGCUUGAAACAAGCUGUAACCCCUAUCCUACCUACGUAUGUACCUGCCCAUAUAGUUUAUAUC